This is a messenger RNA of Pundamilia nyererei, 601 nucleotides long. RefSeq names its product chloride channel protein 2-like. The annotation marks the transcript as partial. The record is from RefSeq and is a predicted model, not a curated record. NCBI's taxonomy places the organism in Eukaryota, Metazoa, Chordata, Actinopteri, Cichliformes, Cichlidae. Gene Ontology annotation, biological process: chloride transport; transmembrane transport. Gene Ontology annotation, molecular function: voltage-gated chloride channel activity. Gene Ontology annotation, cellular component: plasma membrane. The transcript has 6 exons.
GUUCAGGGAUUUCGGAAAUGAAGACCAUUCUACGAGGAGUAUUACUGAAAGAAUAUCUCACCUUCAGGACCUUCGUGGCUAAAGUCAUCAGUCUCGCUUUUGCCUUGGGUAGUGGUAUGCCCCUUGGCAAAGAGGCUCCCUUUGUACACAUCGCCAGUUUGUGUGGCGCUCUCCUCUGCAAGUUGCCUGUGUUUCGAGGAAUCUAUGAGAAUGAGUCCAGGUACAGAGAGAUGCUAGCAGCAGCCUGUGCUGUGGGAGUAGGCUGCGUUCUUGCUGCGCCCGUAGGAGGUGUGCUCUUCAGUAUUGAAGUAACAUUCACAUUCUUUGCUGUGAGGAGCUAUUGGAGAGGGUUUUUUUCCGUCACCAUCGCUGCCUUCUUUUUCAGGGUAUUGGCUGUGUGGUACAAAGACGAAGAGACCGUCACAGCCCUCUUUAGAACCCAUUUCCAGGUAGACUUUCCCUUUGACCUCAAGGAGAUGCCUGCCUUCGCUUUGCUUGGUAUUAUCAGUGGUUUUGGUGGGGCUUUGUUUGUCUACCUAAACCGACGGAUUGCCCUGUUCAUCAAGAAACAGAAGCUCUUCAACACAUUCCUCAUGAAAAA